This is a messenger RNA of Pocillopora meandrina, 14060 nucleotides long. The record is from the annotation of a GenBank genome assembly. Lineage: Eukaryota; Metazoa; Cnidaria; Anthozoa; Scleractinia; Pocilloporidae.
AUGAUGGAUGAUAUAAUACAAGGACAGGAGCCUCAAGGUUUAUUCUCCAAGCGUUCGUCUUCAAAUAUUCUCUCAGAUCCAAGGAUUUUGGCACAUUUACGGAUCGUGGCAGAAGAGGCUCAAAGCUCUGAGCAGAAUCACGAACACGAUGAAGAAUCAGAGCUGCAGAACACGAAACGGGAGCUUGGGUUAAAGAUAGCGGCUUACAACAAAGGAAACCAACAUGGGGCAUUCCGACUGAUAUUGAAAGAGGUACGAGUGAUGUUUAUCACGAACGAAUAUAUUGGCAAAGGAAUGUUGGCCUUAACCAUCACUGAGGGAUAAUUAUAAACGCUUAUCUCGCUUUUCUUGUGUCUGGCACAGAAAUAGACAACUUAAAUCUGGCGGUGAAAAUCGAGUUACAGUAACGAUUAGAUAACUUUUGAAAUUAAUCGUUUCAGUCGUUGACAUUUUCUCAUCAAACUGUCACUUACAUUCCCUACAUGUGGCAACCAGACAUGCAGGACUAAAGCUAGCCAGCACUAGCGAACGAAGGUAGAAUCGUAUUGCGAUAAAUCGUAUUGGCUGAUUGUUGGUUCGAUUGAUGUGACUCGUGCAGCAGAAUACUGAAUCACCUGUGAUGCACUAUUUCAAUUUCAGGAUUUAGGUUUCGAGGGAGCUUUACGUUUCUACUUUGAGGACGGGAAAGAGGAACUAACAAAGGCUCUACGCCUCACCAACAAAACUCUGGUUUCGGAGCUGCUACCAACGCUGAUCGAAAAGUUCAAGCCCGAUUUGGCCAACUCGGUAGUCGAGAAGAAGGCCAAACUUUAUGAAGUUUACGAAGAAGGUAAAACAGUCUAGAUAAUUAACAAUCGGAGCUAGACCAUAGCGAACAAACAAUAAUGGCACUCAGGCGAAGCGCUGUGCGAUUUCAAGUAUCCUUAAAUAACUAUCAGCGCGAUUUGAACAUUUAAUCGAAUAACGUUAUUUGUAACAACAGGAUCGAAAGCGAAAUUCUCAGUUUAUGAUAUUAUAGUUUAUACUUCGUAAGGUGCAAAUAAUUUCAUUGCGAUUAAAUUAACCUGAUUUGAUGCGCACUUUUUUACUUCCAAUAUACAAGUAAUUGUUUUUUGUAAAGUUUGCAGUGUUUACAUUGCGGACCAUUCCUAACAUAGCAACGUUGACAGUCUUUAUUAAAACUCCUAUGAAUCGAACACGGAAAAGGAAAUUUACUAUUGCUUUCUCAAAAUCUUGGCAUACAAAUCACAAAAUCUAAGUUAAGUAUGGAAUAGUAUGCCGAAGUGCGAACAAUAUGCGCAGUAUGACUAUCGUUAAUAUAAUUAAACCUCGAUGAGCUGAGUAAUUAAACGUUACAAUUACUAAAUAGCGACGUUUUCGAGCUUUUAAUUAGCUUCGUUUUGGUACAAUUUGCAUGGUGAAUGUGAAUUCCUUCUUUUGGCAUUUUUAUAACCACAAGCCUAUUAAAUUCCAUCAUAGAUAUUGCACUAAAUGCACCCCUUUGUAAGAAUGUUUUAGCUCGACUUACCUUAUCACUUCAAAAAGAGCGAAUAUUUCGCAAGAGUAUCACUAACAGGUCACAUUUUUACAAUUCGUUGAUAAGUUAAAAUUUUCAAAAUUUUGUGAAUAUUUCAUAAAUGAUUCAGCCAGUUUAAAUAGUCUUCGUAAUCUCCGAGAAAACUUUCAGUUUAGAAGGUAAGCGUUGUGUGUUCUUUUCCCUAUACUGCUGUUUAUAAACAAAGAAAGAAAAAGAUUGUUUUUGUUUUACUGUGAUUAUAAUAGCUUUUCAAGUGGUACCUAAAGCGUAGGGCUUCUACACCACGAAAUGCAGUUCUUCAUAGGUGACUUAUUAGAUCCUAACAUUGAGCUGUUUACACUAAAAACAAUAAGAUAAACAGUUAGCUCACUCAUAUUACUGUCAGUAUUUUGCUGACAAAGCCAAACUAUACAGUCAAGCUUCUCAAGUGGGCAAAACAUAUAAAUUACUUUUUAUUUAUUAUCAAACAUUCUAUAAUAUCAACACACUGGGGCACUUUUGUAUAAUAAUGAUAUUCUUGUAAAGGAUACAUAUAUUUUUUUCUAUAAAUAUCAGAAUAAGCCCAUUCUCUAAAAUUGCUCAAUUUAUACCAACUUUGAAAGAUCCAUCAUUUGUUUAGUGAAAGUACAAAAUUUGAUAAUAAUUUCAUAUUUGCUGAGAAAUUACAAUUGGGCUUCCAAUUCUUGUUCCAGGCACAUGUGACGUAAUAAAAGGGAAAGGAUGCUAAAAAUACACAGAACACUCACAGUAAUUUUUUUUUUAAGCAAUGGCAAGAUAUUGUGUUCCAAUUUAAAUUUAGUAGCCAAGUAAUUUCCCAUGAUUUGAAAUUACAUAACAAAAACUCCAAACACCUGUGUGGCUUAGAAUGUCACAUGAUCUAAACAUCUGUUGUUAUGAACAAUUUCAAUUAACUAUACUAACUCUCAACAGAUCAGUAGGCAUCUUACCUAAAAGGAGCAGCUAUUAGGAAUGAUUCUUUGAAGUUUCUAGCCUUCUGUUGCACUUUUACCCUACUGUUGCACUUUUUCAUAAUGUUUCUUUGAUUUCCUUCUUUUUAUUCCAACAACACCCACCUUGAUAUCUCUGUUCGUUUUUGCUGUGAGAAUGAUCUUAUUUCCAAUUAUUAUAAUAAUAAUAAUAAUAAUAAUAUAAAAUAUAUUUGAAGACAAGAACAGUCAAUCAGAGGGUAUUGGGUCUAGGUUAUCUUUUUUUUAUCGAGACAAAGGCUAAAGAAAUUAUUAAAUCGACUGCUACAAUCAUAAUCAUGAGCCUAGAGAAAACUGCAACAUUUUAGUGAAAACAAGGUAAAGUACAGAGAAGAUUAUUUUGAAAAAUGAUACUUCAUAUGUUUAAUCAUUGACCCCACCACCCUGAAGGGGUACUAAAGUUCACUUUGAAAAAAAGGAGCUUCAUGUUUCGCAGGUACCCUAAAACAUACUUAAUCACAAAGAAGAACUGUUAAUACAAUUAGCCUUCAGUUGAAGGUUUUAAAUGGAAUUUUUAUAGAUAGAUCAAGAGAUUAAAAGAACUACUCUAUGGAACAUAUAAUACUGUAUCAUGUGAGAGAGUAACUUGAUGAUCUCAUGCUUAAAGCAUGGUAUUGACAGACCUUGAUUGCCUUAAAUCUGUUAGUUGGCUAAAGGUCAAUUUUGUGUAGUGAAAGAAAUGUGUUAAGACCAUUUUCUUCUGUUGCAGAUGAAAUCUGUCUAGAUCCUUCUGACGCUCCACUUGAAAUUGCGUUGAAUGCCAAAAAGCAUCCAAGAUUUGUUUUACGUUUGGAUGUCAAAACUUCCCCUGAAACAAGUGCUGCAUCAAAUAGUGAAGGAACCAUAAACAAGACAUCUGUGCCAAAUGGGACAGCUUUGAUUGAUCAUCCUACAAAUCGUAGUCCAAGUCCAUCACUUGCCAGCACCAGAACUGCUGGCAGUGAUAACAGUUCUUCUGGAAGCUUUACUGGACAAUCACAGUUAAGAAAUGACAGCCCUUUACCAAGUAGAAAGCCAUUUAUAAAGCCAAAAAGUCCAUCACCAACCCACAACACGCUAAAUGACAAAAUGCCCUCAUCAGCAAGAGGUGAUAAGAUGAGAAACUUUUUCAGUUCCCCAAGGAGUGCUCUUGGAAUGUUUUUUGAUGGAGCAGGGAAUCAGCCAGAUCAGAGUUCUCAUGCCGCAAACAAAACUGCACGUUCAAAGCAUAAAAGAAAGGGAUCUCUUGGCCGUCUUAAAAAGAAGAAGGCAGAUCAAAACACUACAACUGAACUAUCGACUGAGCAGAUGGCUCCAGGUAUUCUCAAGGUCUUUGGAGAUCAUGUUUCACCUGGCUCAAACUAUAAAAGUGUGCGAGCUACUGAGAUGACCACUGCAGAAGAAAUUGUUCAACAGGCUUUAGAGAGAUACUCACUUUCUACAGAGAAGGCUUCUGAUUAUGUGCUUUGUGAUGUAAUUGGAUACUUUACCAAGAGAAAAGGCAAUGUUAAAAAUGCAGAGGAAGAUGCUGAUAAGUGGGAAACAGAAUAUGCCAGGCUUAUUAGUGACCAAGAAAAACCUCUUGUGCUUCAACAAUUGUGGAAGCCAAUUGGAGGAUUUUCUCGCAGAUUUGAACUGCGGAAGCGGAGUGAAACUCAGGACUCCUCGUUUUUCAAACCAAGAGGUAGCAUUGCAAUUAUGAAAGCUGCAUCCAUGCGUGAAGCCCAUGUACCUACUAGUGUAAGGGAAAUCCGUCGUGAUACAGGACAAAGUGACGCAUCACACAUUUCAUCGAGUGAAGACCAGCUUUCAAGCAUCGGUAUUGAAGAGGGGGGUAGUUCUGGGCGAGCAUCUUUAAUUGCAUCACCAUUUAUUGUGCCCACAGACACACCACACCUUCUCCUUCUCAAAGGUUGUAGUAGCCCUGAUGACUACUUGUACCACAGGUUAGAUGAACAGUUAUCCGUGGUUGGUUGCCCUGUGCAUCAGCCUGAUAAUCAAUGUGCUGAUGUAAUUCUAUUUGCACCCGAUAUUUUACCACAACAUUGCACUUUGAUUAAAAGAGUGGAAUCAUCAAGUCCAGAUUUUGAACAAGAAUACAAUGAUUUGAAUUUUGCAGUUUAUUUAGAGCCUUCCAGAGGUGCUGACGUGUGUGUAAAUGGUGCAGCUGUUUUAUCUCCCACAAAGCUGAUCCCAGGAGACCUUGUUUCAUUUGGAAAGCAUUACUAUUUCCUAUUCAAAGAUCCCUCUCAAGUUGCAGAUAGUUCCAUGAAAUUAUCCUGGGUCAAUUAUUUGAAACAAUUUCACAAGAUGAAAAUGGCUGAGGAUGCAGAACAUGCAUCUGGUGUGCAAAAUAUUCAUGACGGUGAUACUAGUAAUAUUUCAAAUGCCAAAGAUGGUAUUGAUGUUCCUGAUGAGGCACAGAAUGGUUUACGAUUGUCUUACUCUGUUCAAGAUGAGGAUUACCUGCUUGAUAUGAUAAUGAACAUUGUAGAUUUAUCAGGAGAUGGUUACAAAUUAUCCCCAUCAUAUCUGUUAAUCCUGUGCAUUGAACACUCUGCAAAAUAUCACACAGAGCUACAAACAAGACAGCUUCUCGUCAAGAUAUCAAAUGGAAUCCAGACAGUUGCAUCAGUGAGUUCAACCUUUUUUUUUUUUUCUGAUACGUGAUCUCUUAUAUUGAUUACAAGAUUUGUCCUGAAAUAAUUACUAUAUCAUGACCAAUUCCUGUAACAGUUUUUUUAUCAUCAUCCCAUACCUGCUUGACAUUUUGACAUUGCUCUUUUCAGUUAUAUGCAAACUCUAAGGUUCGGAGCCAAAACCAAUAUUUUGUUUCAAGCCACUGAAAACAACCCAAAUGCGAUUAAUCAAAUCCAUAAAGUAGAACACAGGAACAUGAUUGGGCUUUUUGACUCUCUUAAUUAGAGGUCAUUAAAACAACUGCCAGCAACACAAAACAGUUUCACUCAUACUUUCAUUUAAACUGGAAACAAACAAAAACAGAAAAAUUAGAACCACAACAUCAUUAUGCAUUAUUACUAUUAUUAUUAUGAUUAUUACCUAUUAUUACCAUUGAUAUUAAUAUGAUAUUAUUAAUAUAUUAUUAUUACUUAUUAUUACUAUUGAUAUUGAUAUGAUAUUAUUAAUAUUAUCAUUAUCGUAAUUGUUGUUUUUAUAAUUAGAAAUAGUUUCAAGGAAAGUUGUCAAUAAUGUAGAUUUAGGGACUAUUUAUUUGUCAUUGUUGUUCAUGGAUCCGUCUUUCCCUCUUCUUAUUCAGGAAAAAACAGCAGAAAUGUCAAAGACAAUUGACAGGUAUGAAGUAAGAAAAUGUAGUUAGAAAAGGAAAAAAAACACUAAAAGGAAAAGAAUAUGGCUAAAUAGAAUGAGGCUAGACAAAGAUGGAGAAGAAGCAGCAAACAAUAUGAAUUUAAAAAAAAAAGUCUUAUUGUCGUGAGAUUUAUAAUCCAAAUUGUUUGUUUAACGUUAUUAACCCCUGAGAUCUGAUUGUUAAUUAUCCCCUCCAGCUGCUACACAUUUUCUUUUAAAUUGGGUCUGAGAAUUUUGUUUUAGAUAAAGAUAACAUCUCUUACCUGAUAAGUUUGAGUAUUCUCAUUUCCUGUUUGCUGGAUAAUGUAUGGAUAUUAUGUAGAGAAAUUAAUUGUUAAUCAUUUUUGGGAGUUAAGGGUUGAAGCAGUCAAUUGCUCCCAAGAUCUAAGUAUUAAUUAACUGCUAUGUGUGUGAUACAUUUCUUUGAGUUUUAGCUCUGGGAGUUUACUUUCAAGUAAUUAAUAUCUCCAAUUGAUAUUUUUCUUUCUUUUCAACACCUCUCGGCUUGAAAAAAAUUUAUCUAUGCUUUGAAGAGGGUAGGGAAGGGGGGCAUGAAGGUAUCCUACUCACAUGUAACAUGCUUGUUAGGUAACGCUGCACUUCAAAUCUAUUUGACCUAGAUCUUGGUUUGGUUUGGUUUUGUUUUUGAUUUGUUUUGUCUUUUCCAGAACUUCAGUUCCAGAAAAAGCUUUAGAAGAGCUUCUUCCUCAGCUACGACCAGUGGUGUUUUGGAUGGCCAAUUGUCUGCAAAUGUUGCCUUACCUCCAGUGCAACAUGUCUCGUUACAUCAAAGACCCAUCUCAAAUGGCUGAGAAUGGUGAUGACAGUUUGCUCAAUGCAGAUGAAGAACUGCUUAUGUUUCUUGAAGAAGUUAUCAUUUACACUUUUCAACAGACCGUCUAUCAUCUUACGAAGGUAUGUUUAGCAGUGUUUCUUGCGUCUCUUCAGUUUAGAUCACAGAUGAUAUCAUAAUGUGGUAGGAGCAAAGAUUCAGUGCAGGGCCGUCAAGUGUGUCACUGAUGUUGCUCUGACGUUUUUCCCAACAGCCCUCAAAAUCCGUAAAAUCCGUAAAACCCUUAAAAUGACGAAGGAACAGUGCAAGUCCAGCUCGACUCAAAAAUCCCAAAACCACUUUUUUUUAUUUUCGCACGCGCGACCAAACAUGUUACGUCAUAAAGUUUAAAUCAUUUGAAUUAACCAAUGAGGGCGCGCCUGAAAAAAAUGUCCGUAAUUGCGCGCGCUGGGGUGUUAGUUUUUUUAAUCAAUUGUAUAAAUGUAGAAAAGGUUACAACAGAUGUUCCCACCACAUUUGGAUGUCUUCUGUAAUCUACUUCUGGGAAUCUAUUUGUUUUAAACGAUAACAUAGUAGUAGUACGUCCUCUGAUAGUAAAACCAAUCAAAAUGCGUGUAUAAUUCAGCUUACCAAAUGAUUGUUCCUACAUGAGGCUUUUGAAGAGAAUUUGGAUUAGGGAAGGAGUUGUCAUCAUAUCUCAUACAUUAUUCAAUUGUUGCCUUUUUUUAUGCCACAAGCCCAUUAAACCAUUGGACUCCUGUUCAUGCUUUGUUUUGGACAAUUAGGAUAAUUUUUGACAACUCUAUUGUAUUUUCUAUCAGGUCUUGUAUAUCGCUCUUCCAGCGAUCUUGGACACAAAUCCAUUCCAAGACACAGACGAAAACAGUGACAAGAGACCACAGGAAGUGGAAACCGUAAUCAGCAUCUUUCAGAUCACUUACGAUGUUGUCAAAGCUUAUUCCGUUCACGAAGACAUACUUCAUCAACUCUUUGCGUAUUUGUUUUUCUUCACAAACGCGUCCUUGUUCAACACUUUGAUGGAGCGGGGAGCUGGGGGCAAGUUCUACCGCUGGGCUAAAGGAGCGCAGAUACGGGGCAAUCUGGAUAUGUUGGAGAGCUGGGCUGCCCAGGUGCAACUUCAUGACGAGGCUAAUGAAUAUUUGAUCAGACUGUCCACCGCGGCUGAUUUGUUGGCCACACCCAAAGUACAGCUCCUACAGGUUAGUUCCUUUUUCUUUAGCAUUUGAAUCACGCUUUGCUGCCGCACAUUUGAAUAAUGAUAGCUGUCUACAGUUUUCCCAUUGAAGUAAAGCAGACUCGCACUGUUACUAUUGCAAAAUAUAAAUUCUUAGUCGUACUCCGCCUAUAAGGUCAACUCAUCUAUUACGUGUGACGUUUUGUUGCUCACGAGUAAGUCAUUUCAUGUGUAGGCUGACUGGGUGACAAUCAGAAGAGAUUUCCCAGCACUCAACCCGGCCCAAGUGCAGCAAAUUUUGAGUGAAUACCAACUCGGCCCAGGCAGGUCUCGGCCAAGAGGCUGGUUCCCCCCUCCGGAGGAAGUAGAGCCUGCACUCCGCACGGGUAAGUAGUGACUCUUAGACGUGACUGAUGUGCAAGUCUCCAUACAGUUAUGAAGAAUGACCUAUCAAACUUGUGAUGAGAACUGACUCACUUGUAAGCUGGAUCUUUUACUUAAUAUUUUCGGAACUAAAUUACAGUGGUAAAGAGCUUAGCUGCAGCCGAAUACAACCAACUAUGAGCAUACAUGAAUCCCUUUUACAACUUAGUCCAGUUGUGAAUUUGGUGCAAGGAAAAGGGAAUUCCGCGCCGAUGAUUUGAAUGAUUUGAAGUAAUGCAGGGUAUACGAGUUUGUCCUUAGCUUUGGUUUAUUUUUUAUUUUCGUAGCGGACAUGUUAUUGAACUUCUCAGAACAUCCACCGUUGAAACUCCCGACUGAAGGAUUUGUACUGGACUUUGAGAAUGGACCUACGGAUCAGUCCUUCUACCACUAUUUAGAUACGAUUAAACAAGCAAUGAAUCCAGGUAAUGAUUGUUAGUUAUAAAUUUUUUAAGGUUACUGACUUGUCAGAGGUUGAGCUAUGAAGAGAAGUUAAAAACAGCGGAAUUCUUUGUGACUUGUGUACGUUUUUUUCUUUGUAAGGUCUCGGAAAAAAUGGAUCAGGAACGGCAAGAGUGAACGGAAUCAACAGGUUGGUUGAGUGAUUCACUAGUAAUUUCUUCUCAUAAUUUCAAUACAAUAUCCUGCAGAUUGUUUUUCGGCCUAUUCACAGAGUAAACUCAAGGUUAACUUUUGAAUUCUUACCUCAGAGUUCAACAACCAGAGCCGGAAGUGCUUCAUUCAGAUGUGAUUCGUACUUCGUCAUUUACACAUGGUCAAGAUCACGUGCCUAAUUUGGUAGUCUCCCCAGCCUCCCCCUCAAAGGACAAGAAAGAAUUCACAUUCGAGACGGUCAUGUCUAAUUCACCUCCAUCCAGGGAAGGUAUGAAACGAAUGGUAAUACUGAUUCUGAAUUCUGUAGAAUUGUGUGCUCAUAAAUAGCUUAAGCGUUCAUCGGUUGUACCAGAAUUGAAAGCCGAAGUAGGAAGAAUUGUGUUAUAACCUCUCCCUCCGUCCCCUCCGUUUCCCCCCCACACAUGAAAGGUGAAAAAAGUAGUUAAAUUAGUAUAAAAAGAGAGAAAAACUUAGAACCGCUUCAGAGAAAGGUUACUCCACAAAGAGAGAUGAUGCACUCUUGUCACGAAAGAGGAACAAAGAAAAAUGUGUGGGACCUGAGGAGUGUGAAGUACGAAAAUAAUUGAACAACUGCUUCCAAGCGAUUGGUUUUUCCAGUUGUUAGAGUAAAUGAAAGAUAAAAUUAACCGUAGGCGUCACCUGUUUGAUAAUUUUUUUUCAGAGGACAAAACAAGUGUUCCCAAAGAAAAGAGAUCCGUCGCCUCUGUUGAGAGAAGGGAGACUCCCCCUAGAGAUAGGGAUGCGUCGCCAAGUAAACCAAGAACAUCAGAUCCAUCUCUGGCAGAGAAUUCCGAAUUUACUAAUGGCGGAAAGCGUCCCCUUUCCAGAUUAGUUUCAGGCCAAAAGAUUGCUUCCAGAUCCAGUUCUCCAAUUAAUCGUUUAGAGGGACGUGAUUCCGCGGGGCUGUCCGAUGAGGACCCUUCUGUGGUGUCUGCCAGAACACUGGAGAGUGAAGACCCUAGGGCUUCAGGUUGUUAGAACAAUAAGUCAUCUGUUUUCUGGUGCUAUCAAAUACUAUCGUAUCGAAAACCUAAGCGAACGAAUAAUCAGCCUCCGUCAGUGACAGAAGUCCCUUUCAGGACAAUCAGACCACACGAUCAACUGUUACCGCUCCAAGAUUAAACCAUUUAUAAUAUAAUUGUACUUUCUGUCUCUAGAUGUACCCCUGAUCGGAGUCAAGGAUGAAAAUCAAAAUAUGGCAGCUGUGCCGGAGAGAAGAGCAGCUUCGCCGUACACGAACGAUAACUCCAAGUGGGUUGAAGUUACUGGUGCCGUGACACGUGAUGCUGUGAACAUUGCAGACGGAUUAUCAGUACUUCCGGUGGACGACUCAGAAACGAACGAAGAACUGGCUUUACAGAUAGCGAUAGACCCAACGGUUGAAACUUCUAAGGAAUUCGACGAGAGACGAGCGCUUCAGAAGGCGAAGCUUUUGAGCCGUCUGAGAAAUGAAUCCGAUGUUGAUCAUGGAGGAGAAAUACCUGGAGGUACAAGUGACUCACCGGCCAAACUGGAGGGUAUGAGGGAAAAUGAUGACCGACAGGAUGACGUGUUUAUUGUAGAGCUGGAGAAAGGAGACGAAGGAAUAGGCUUGGGACUCAUUGACGGUCUGGUAAGGGCUGGUUGUUUUGUAAUCUUUGUGUUCGGAGUCCAUUUAGUUCUUACCCAGCUCCGAAGAACAUAAGUUGCUUUAACGCAUCAAUAGCACAACUUUCCCGCUCUUACUAGCUUUCUGUGCACUUUAUAACGCGUUUUUAACGUUUAUGGGAGGUGCAUUGGCACAGUGUUUAGCGCGGUUGACUUCCGGUCAAGAGGUCUGAGUUCAACCCCAAGGCGGGUCAUUGUAUUGUAAUCUUGAACACUACAUAUUACGCUCUCAAUGUCUUCUAAACCAAAGAAUAUAAAAGUUAGUGAAAUUGUCACUGAAGCUGAACGAUUUCCUUCCCGGUUGCCUGCGAAGGACUAACAUCUCAUUGAAGAAAAGUAACGGAUCAAUGUCAGUAUUUGAACAAAUGCACACCUACUCCUCCCUUGACCCAACAACUGUCAACUGAUAAACUAAGGUAGAGUUAAAAUUGAGUUGGGGAAGGGGCAGAUGUCUAGGCGCAGUUGUGUAGAUACUGGCAUUGGUCCGAAGUAACAAUCCUCGCUGACGAUUUAUCUUAAAGAAACUGGGAUCAGUACCGGUUACAAGGUCGUAAGACAUUCCUUACACCUUCCUGUGCUUGUAAACUACUUGUACAUAUUAGUCGUCAUAUGAAACGUAAGAGAUUUUAUCGUUCAUUUUCAUUUGUAGUACACACCAUUACGGUCCCCCGGGAUUUAUGUCCGGACCCUGGUGGCUGGAGGACCAGCUAUAAAGGUCAGUGAAAUUAUGAUGGUCCUGUAAUCUUUGGCAUCCAAGAUAAAAAAGACAUCCACACCUAUGGUAUUUUAUUUAUGAUGAUAAAACAAACUAUGAAACAUUUGAAAUUAUUUAUACCUGUUCUCACGAAAAUUGCAUCGUUCUUUAAAUAAAUAAAUCGAAUUAUCUUUAUCUGUGAAACAUUGCAUCUAAAACCAGAGUUUAUUGUCGGGGAACUUCAUAGAACAGCGAUGUCUUGCUCGUUCUUGAAUAUUGUUGGUGGGAUUUGCGGCGCAGACGAACGCACAAGUUCUUCAACUUCCGUCACACCUCUCACGCGGUGUAACAGGGAUAUCAAAAAUCACAAAAAGUCGUUGAAAUUUUCCGGAAUUGAAACGGAGGUAGAAUUAAUUUUGGCAAGAUGUGGAUGUUUUCAAAAGCCGGCGAAUUUAUCGGAUAUGACUAUCUGUCCGGUUCAUCGUGCCAAGUUAGGUUUAGGUAGGCGAAGGACGGGUAAUCUUUGCACCAUCCCGGAAGUUGUUUCUGGUCAUUGCAAGGAGCUGAGGAAGGCACCCGCACUGGAAAAAGGAAUAAAUUUAUUCCAAUCCAUGAAGAUAUUUGAGCUUUCAAAACAGCUCGAGUCUGUAACUUACAGUACGUCAAAAAGCCACUAAAAAAAAAAGGAUAGUCUAAUCACAAUGCUACCCCCCCUUCUUUUCACCUCUUAUCGCGCAAACUUUCGAUUGUUAUUUUAUUCUGUGGGUCGACAAAACUUCAGACUUUUGUGUUUAAAAAAAUACGCGCCUUUCGGUAAUUUCGGAGUUUUGACGGAGUUUGACUAUGUUUUUCUAAAGGAAUUUGCGUAAAAUGCAGAAAGAUGAUUUUAUCAACCACUUCAAGAGUUCAUUUUGACGUGCCGAGUGCUUGACGGGUUGAAUGUAACGUAACUAACCUUAGCGCAAGAUCCUGGACCAGACUCUAUGGCUGUUUUGAGCUGAAUCGCUUAUAUAUUCCUAUUCCAGUACACAUGGUGCAAAAUUAAUACUUUUGAACAUGAUGUAUUACCGGAAAAAAAAAUCCGAGAGUGCUUCAUGGGACAUUUGGAAUGUCAUGUGUGGCAUACGCGCAAUGGAAUAAAUGUGAUGGAAUAUUUUUAAGCCUGGUGAAUAAAUGAGAAUGAUGUAUUAUUCAGUAAGUGACACAGGCGUACUCGGAAAAAAAGAAAUCCGAGUGCUCGCGGUCAUCAGGAGUCGAAACUAUCGACAUCGUGUCAUGUUAUGCCUAAGUGACACGAUGAGACGGUACGGGUAGUCAUCUCCAAUAAACUCGUUGGCCCGGGAAUUAGCCAUUUCGUUGUUAUGUAUGUCUAUUAACUUCGCCAUGGUUAAGUCGAUGCAAUAUUUGCUUUUCGUGGAAACAGUUACUUCGAUUGGUUUCCGGCACAAAACUGGUGAGCUUUGGACCAACAGGGGUCGUGGUAAUUUUGAAAUUAUGAUGGUCCCCUGUUUUAAUCCAUCCAAGAUAAAAAUCGAAUUUUGACAUCCAAAAGUCCUAAAGAUUUAAAAACAUUUUUUAUUUAAGUAAACCAUUUAAAUCGGGUGGUCGAAAAAAAUAAUUCUCAGGGUCUGUGUCUGGUUUGUUUCCCCGCCAUCAAUUGAAUACCAUUACAUUUGAAGUCCCGCUGCUCCUCUCUUCCCACCCCCCCUCCCCGGCCCCCGCUCUCACUAAUUUCUAGAGGUUAAGGCUCGAAGGUGGGGGAUUUACCAGAGAGCAGGGAUUGGGGUGGGGGGGGGAAGGAGGGGGAGAAUGGGGGACUGUGAGAGAGAGAGAGAGAGAGACUUAUUACAGUCUUGAAGUAAAAGACGUGGUGGGGGGGGGGAGGGCCUUCCUAGAGUUGAGGGUUGUUCUAUGGACGCUCUUAGUAAUCUUCAUUUUUUUUGUGUAGGAUGGUCGGCUUCGUCUUGGUGAUCGUAUCCUUGCUGUAAAUGGAACCAGUCUCGUUGGAGCUGAUUAUCAAAGGUAGGCGGCUUGGAUUUGAGUGUUCCUUGAGUGAUACUACUAAAUUUAUUGCCGUGAUACAUGAAGAUUUUACGGGUUCUCAAAAUCGUAACCCUUGUGUCUAAAUGGAAAUUUGUUUCUUUUUCAGUGCCAUGCAGCAAAUCCGUGAAGCAGGGAAGCAGUUAUCUUUCUUAGUGGCUAAGUCUGAUAUUCAUGUGGCGAUGAAGAUCACAGCUUCAAGUUGCUAGCAAUCCUACAAAUAUAGAGAUACCUCGUCACGUUGUUAUGUCAUGUCACGCAGUAGGAACGUUGUUGCGUGACAUCCCAAACAUGCAAACAUGGGCUGCGGGAAAGAUCGAGUGACCAAGUUUUGGCAGGACCCAGUUCGGAGGCCUGUUCUACUUUUUAAUCGAGUUAAACAUCAAAGACUAAUUUUCCUCACCUUUGUGGAGUGAUGAAAACUGAAUAUACUGACAAAAAUGUUUCGUAUUCAAUAGCUGGAACUAGAAUUUUUACGAGAGCAACUUUUCGCUUAACUCGUCAACCAAGAAACUCGAGUGGUUUGUAUUUUUGCACAUUUUUAUCUUCCGGAGUGUAGAGUUUAUAACCACUUUUAUGAUAUUGAUUGUGUGAUGUGACCUCUGAGGAUUUUUUCUACAUACUUUACAAUGUACACCCUAUCAUGUGUGCCCACGUUACCCUCAGUUGUCAGAUUCAUACCCACGCCUUGGACUUUUCGUGCUUGUUAUAUUUUAUAUAUUUUAAUGGUUAUUUAUCCUGAGUCAUAUUAUGCCGUUCAAGUUGUUUAUCGCUGUGAUUCUCAACGCACUUUUGAAUAAAAU